Messenger RNA from Pelodiscus sinensis (Chinese soft-shelled turtle), 2284 nucleotides. NCBI's taxonomy places the organism in Eukaryota, Metazoa, Chordata, Testudines, Trionychidae. The record is from RefSeq and is a predicted model, not a curated record.
AUGUAUCUGGGUGGUGACAGUGAGAUGAGAUUUCACAUUCAUCCAAGAGAUGGGAUUAAGAUCUGCGACCACUUCCUGCUGGGGCACUGCACUCAGAGGGAAAGCUGCCCCCUCCACCACACCCGCUAUCCCUACCAUUGGCAGAUAAGGCAGAGGGACAGCAAAGCUUGGCAGAGUGUCAGUGAGUCAGCGCAGCGGCACCUAGAGAAAUUGUAUUGUGACACUGGAAAAGAGCAGAUUAAGUUUGUGGACAAGGACGGUGCUGUCGGGAGCAUUUUUCUGCACUCUAUGAAGCUGGUUUGCUUUGGACCCUACGACAAAGUGCGGCGGCUUUCCAACACCAGUGAUCCGAAGGAGAACCCCCACUUCCCCACAGAGUGGGCAGCCUAUUGGAACAGAAGUGGCAAUUGGAAGAAGUAUGAGGAGGUGAGGAAAAGGGAAAGCGGCGUGUGCAUCUGUCGUGUGCAACGUAAUCGGGACAAGGGAUAUGUCCGCCUGGUCCAGCGCCGGCCUGCCUAUCGCUCCCUGCUCAGCAUGGUGCCACAUCUGAGGACGCUCCCUAGAAGAACCUGGGGAACUGACAUCCUUGGGGAGAAUCCAAGGGAUGGCUACUGUGGCUCCUACCCUGCAGCCUCGGUCCCAAAGCCCGCAGAUGGGCAGGCUUUCCUGAAGAUGGAGGUGGCACCAACAGAGGUUGCAUACCACAGAGUUUGUGCACUCUUCCACCAGACUCUCUCAGAGGAAAAGACACUGGUGCUGGGGGUGUACCGAAUUCGGAACGAUGAUCUCUGGGAAAAAUAUGCCAGACAGAAGGCUGCCAUGUCCCAGGCAUGCUCACUGCAGGAGAAACACCAGCUGGAGAAGCACCUCUUCUAUGGGAGCGCUGCUGACUUCCUGGAGCCCAUCUGCCAGAAGAACUUUGACCCCAGCUUCUCAAGGCUGCAAGCCCCCAUCUACGGCAAGGGCUGCUACUUCUCCAAGAGUGCCCUCUAUUCACACCGCCAUGGCCUGGCGUGCAAGGCUGGGCUACGCUACAUGUUCCUGGCCAAGGUGCUAGUGGGCAAGACUGCUGUGGGGAAUAAACUUUUCCGGCGCCCCCUGCCUGUGGUGCCUGGUGGGCAGCUCUGUAACUCCCGGGUCAACAGCAAAAGCAAUACCCAAGUGUAUGUGGUCUCCGACAACUGCCAGUGCUACCCCUACUUCCUUAUCAAAUACAAGAUGCUAUCUGACCCUGUGGCAGUGGAUGGCUGAUGGUGCCAGGGGAAGGAGCUGCUCAUUACAAAAGAUUUGCUGAAGCUGCUUUUCUGUUCAAGCGCCACUUCCCCAGGUGGAGAUAGGGGUCACUUUUUGUUGUCACUUACAGCCGUCCUGUGCUACUUGCUCUGUAAAAGCCCCUUGUGCAUCCAGUCUUAGCCACAGCUGAGCCUCCCAGUGUAUGGGGAAAACAAGGCCAUGUAGGUUCAAAAACACUCUAGUUUCUGCCCCACCUCAUCCUAUUCCAUCUCCCCAAAUGUCCCCAUUCUGUGGUCAGCUUCACCCUGUCAUGUUCACUGCCUGUCCAAAUGCAAACAUCCCUGCAGGCUGUGCUGUCAGAUACUGCUCCUGGCUCUGAAUGAGAAGCUGCUCCAUUACACCAAACAAGUCAUCACCCUCCAUGACCUCCCAUUGCAUUUGUGGACUAUAAUAUAUGAUUCACAAAAAAAAAUGCCUCUUUGUUCAUGGCUCCUCUUCUCUUCCACCUUCUAAUGGAGCCUUCUGCCCAGGAGUAAUUGGUUUGUCAAAAACUGUUUACAUGGGGACUUGCUGUGGUGGAUGCUAAGUUUUCUAGUAAUAAUUUAGUAUUCUAACUAAUACUGUUAGAAUACUCCCCCUGAAUCAGAGCACUCUGGUGUGUUUGUAAUUAUUUAACUUAUGUUAUACAGAGGCAGGGUGGCUGUGUGCAUCUGCUAUGUCUAGUCUAUUGCAUGAAAGUCCCCAGUGUCAAGGGUCAGGGGAUGGCUAUUUAGGCUUUGCUCCCAAUGAGAGUAUGUCUCCUGCCUCUGAAAGAAACCCCUGUGAUCCUGUUUUUGGACCUAAGAACUGGUCAGUUGUUGGUGAGUUAAUAUGUCCCAAUGCCUAUGAACCUGCAGAUUGUUCAUGUAUUCAUAUAAGCAAUAAUUGUUUGAUUUUGCAUUGUGUUGUUAGCAUAAUUACUGUUACUUUGUUUGCUGAAUUGCUUUGCCUUCCUAAUUUGAGAUCACUUGCAUUAAUUACUUUCAAUUAUUUUUCUUGUGUUUAAAAUUAA